AAGCACCUUGCACUACCACUUUUUUAUUUCCUCGAAUCCAUCCUUCCACCCGGCCCGGCAUAUUCUUUGGAAAAAUCCAUUUUUAUUUUACUAAGAAAAUUCAAAUUCUUUGUAAUACUAGUUUCAGUAUUUUUUGAGUUAAAGGUUUUCAAUUAUUAGUUGAAAAAAUAAACUAAUCUAAAAACAUGAACAAAGAAGAACACGACUACGCCUCGGACAGUGAUGAAAGUGAUGAAGAUUUCUGCCCAGACAAGGCAAACAAUUCCGGCGAGGACGACGCACCAAGUGAGGAGGAUUCAGAUGAUCCAAUUUCUGAGAACGAAGAUGUACCUGCUAGUAAAAAACCCAAAUCAAAUCCAAAAAAGAAAGAUCGAAGCAAACAGACGCCGUCGACGAAAGUAAAAAAGACAAACAAAGAAUCAGUUGUUAAGGAAAAGGAAAACAAAGAGGAGGAGCGCAUUGUCACGACACGCAAUCGAUCAGAAACAACCUCCAAGACGUCGAUAGAAAAGGACGAACUCGAUUCGGACGAAGAGGAUUCGAGUAGGAAAGAAGCCCUAUGGGCGGACUUCUUAAGUGACAUUCCAACAACCACCACCCCAAGUAGAACAAACAAACCAGCAGCUUCAGCUUCAAGUAAAAAAGAAGCGUCCACCAGACCUACAGUUGAAAAGCAAGACACUCCGAUUGCUCCUAAGGAACCAGAAAAAGUUGUCAUCAAACAGCUUUUUGACUUCGCCGGUGAGGAGGUCGUCGUAGAGAAGACUGUUAGUGCAGAUAGUAUUAAAUCGAAUGGCUCCUCGAGGAAACUUCCAGCGUCGUCGUUGGAAGGACCUCGUGGAUCUGUUAAGCGACCCGCAGGAGGUGGAAUAGGUUCGAUUUUAGGACAACUAGAUAAGAAGAAGAAGAUAAGUGUGCUGGAGAAGAGCAAACUUGACUGGGAUAGUUUUAAGACAACAGAAGGAAUUGAUGAAGACCUACAGACUUUUAAUAAAGGAAAAGAUGGUUACUUACAAAGACAAGACUUUUUAGAACGUACCGAUUUGCGGCAGUUUGAAAUAGAAAAGAGUUUGAGGGCGUCCAGAAGAAAACCCAUGUAAAAUAUCCAAAUGCUCGAGAAUGCCUUGCAGAGCUGGAAACAACUACUAUCACACAUAAAACUAUCAAACAAUAGACAUUAUACAAAAGCUACAUAAAUGUAAUGUAUGCAACUUGUAAUUAUUUGCUGCCAUGUUUUGUUUUUUCAAAAAAAAAAAAGAAUUUACUGAUGAUAAAAUAAGGCGAUAUGUAUGUACCUAACCGUAAUUAUUGUAAACAAAAUAUUGCAGGAAAUAUUUGUUUAGUUACAAAUAAAAUUAAAUGUCGUCUCCAAGA
Messenger RNA from Eupeodes corollae, 1374 nucleotides. It is a transcript of the gene Yeti, whose product is annotated as craniofacial development protein 1. The transcript is spliced from 2 exons. NCBI's taxonomy places the organism in Eukaryota, Metazoa, Arthropoda, Insecta, Diptera, Syrphidae. The coding region runs from base 186 to 1100 and encodes 304 amino acids. The record is from RefSeq and is a predicted model, not a curated record.